Molecule: messenger RNA, 719 nt
Organism: Zerene cesonia (dogface butterfly)
Lineage: Eukaryota; Metazoa; Arthropoda; Insecta; Lepidoptera; Pieridae
Product: larval cuticle protein LCP-17-like
Exons: 4
Coding region: 31-423 (130 amino acids)
Cellular component (GO): chitin-based extracellular matrix
Molecular function (GO): structural constituent of chitin-based larval cuticle
Source: RefSeq, a predicted model, not a curated record
UAUAGUCUCAGUGAAUUUUGAGAAGACAAUAUGAAAUUAUUCAUCCUUGCCGCUUUGGUCGCGUGCGCCAGCGCCGCCAGUGUCCCUAACACAGUGUCAGUUGUCCGCAGCAUCAGCCAAAGCGAACCUGAUGGUACAUUCCAAUACUCAUAUGAGCUUGACAAUGGAAUCACCAGCAACGCCGAAGGAAAACUGAAAGUUUUGGGCCAGGACGAGGUAGCUCUUGAGGUUGCAGGAUCCAACUCAUACAUCUCACCAGAAGGCGAAAAGAUUGAGACUACAUACAUCGCCGACGAAAAUGGAUAUCAUCCACAGGGCUCGCAUUUACCCGUAGCCCCAGAACCUCUCCCAAUCCCAGACUACAUCGUUCGCGCCAUCGAAUACAUCAAGGCGCACCCAGCUCCAGUCGAGAAGAAACUCUAAGCUAACACCAACUGACUUAUACGCCUAACAACCAGGAAGCCGAUAAAACAAUUUCUUACUAUAAGAAUGCUAUUGUCAUCUUUGUAUGCUGUUAUGUUACUGUUAAAUGUUUUUACUGUGGCCGCGGAUUUUAGGUUAUUUUAUAUCAAUUGUUUACACUGAGCGAGACACGGACAUUCUUAGAACUAUAUUAAUGUUGUACGCAACAACGUUUUGUAAGCUUUAAAAGUAAGCGUUAAUAUGAGCUCUAAGAUGUUAUUUUUAAUUCUUGUAGUUUGAAACGUUUUUCAAUAAAA